AUGAAUUUCGCUUCCUGGAUUGCAGCUGUGCUUUUAUACGUCAAUUUCGCCCUCGCGUUGCCGGUAGGCAAGCGGUUCUACCAGGCCACCUCGCCUGUGUUCAGUCUCAUUGCCCACCACCAGGGUAAGGAGUUCCAGUACAACUUGGUCAAGUUCAAUGGCGAGGACUUGGAGUUGGGCGUCGAUGAGCCUGCGUUCUUUGGCAGAAUCAGAGCCAACCAGGGCUACGUGCUCAACAUCCCUUUUGGGAACAGUUCCAAUGGUACUUUUUCCCAGUCGCAAAACUCUUCCAACACCACCUAUCCAUUGAACACCAACGUGUACGUCGACAAGGCAGGCAAAUUGACCACCACUGCCAACAACACCUCCUCGCGUGGCUUUGGUAUUAGUGGCUCGUUGUUGACCUACCAGAACUCGACCAAAUUCCUUGCGUGUCCCGUGAUUGCCGCAGGCCGCGCCAACCGCACCUUACGCACCAACACCACCCGUCUUAACGACACGCUUGGCUACGACAUUUACUUCAAGGGUAACUCGUCUGCCGCCUGUCCUUACAACCUCACCGGGUACGACAUCUCGUUGUUGGUGCAGGUGUCGGCCACCGUCAACUACUCUCCCGAGACCAACACCAACAACUUCAAGAAAAGGGAGUCCAAAAGGUUCUGGUUCUUCUAG
Molecule: messenger RNA, 672 nt
Organism: Suhomyces tanzawaensis NRRL Y-17324
Lineage: Eukaryota; Fungi; Ascomycota; Pichiomycetes; Serinales; Debaryomycetaceae
Exons: 2
Coding region: 1-672 (223 amino acids)
Source: RefSeq, a predicted model, not a curated record